Caenorhabditis angaria is the source of this 767-nucleotide messenger RNA. The record is from the annotation of a GenBank genome assembly. Lineage: Eukaryota; Metazoa; Nematoda; Chromadorea; Rhabditida; Rhabditidae.
AUGGCUGCUGCUCGUACUGGUUUCUCCGUCUACGGUAAGUUUCGAAUAACAAAGUAAAAUGCGUGGAGUGUGUGACAAUUGACUAUAACAAAUUUGCCUUCCUUUUCUGAUUGAUCGUGGUUUCACGAAAUGACGUCAGAGCUAAGUUUAAGUAUUAGUUUCUCAUCGGCCUUCGUUCUCUAUGGUUCAUUCGUGUUCCUUGAAGACUUUCCGAUAUUUCAGGUAGUUAUCCCCAUCCUACAUAUAGCCCCCUGGUAGACUAACUUUGGGAUUCGGUGACGUCACAUCGGUUGCUGCUUGGAAGAAGGAUCGAUCGAAAUGGAACUCUGAAAAAGUAAUGGUGAUCAUUAUUUUUAAGAUCUCCGUAGUCUAGGUCUAGGUUAGGGGUUUUAGAAUGUAAGAGAGCAUUAUCAGUGGCGUAUAACUGAUUGGUAUUUUUUUUAUUUUUGCAUCAUUCUUUGAACAGUACAUAAUCGUUUUGAUUUAGUUGGAAACAUUCCAUACCAAGCCACCGAAAACGAUAUUGGAAACUACUUCUCCCAAGUCGGAAACGUCUCCAACGUCAGGUUAGUUUCAAGAAAAACUUCCCUUUAUCAUAUAAGCAAUGUCCUGUUUACAGAAUCGUUUUCGACCGUGAAACCGGAAGACCAAAGGGAUUCGGAUUCUGCGAGUUCUCUGAUGAACAAGGAGCCCAAAAAGCUGUUGAACAACUCAAUGGAACACCAUUCAACGGAAGAAACCUCCGUGUUAACUUCGCCAACAACUAA